CCUCUUCUUCUUCUUCUUCUUCUUAUCCUUCUGUAACUUUUCUCUUUCCUCCAUCAUCAUUAUUCCAAUGGCUUCCAAAAGCUCAACAACAACAAUAAUGGAUCUAGGGUUUGUACUGUGUUUUCUCCUUCUUUUGGCUGGUUUUGGAGGCUCGGACUUGGCUCAAGACAGAGCAGAAUGUGCUGAUAAACUGGUAGGUUUAUCAGGCUGUCUUAGUUAUGUUAGUGGUGAAGCCAAAGCUCCUACCAUAGAUUGCUGUAAUGGCUUCAAAGAUGUGCUUGAGAAGAGCAAGAAGUGUAUCUGUCUUCUCAUCAAAGAUCGCAACGAUCCUAAUCUUGGCCUUAAGAUCAAUGCCACUCUAGCUGUGAAGCUUCCUUCCCUUUGUCAUGCCCCGGCUAACAUCACCGAGUGCGUCAAUCUCUUGCAUUUGCCUCCAAAUUCUAAAGAAGCUAAAGAGUUUGAAGAUUUAGCAAAAAUGGCUGGAAAAGACGGUUCCACCCCUUCAGCUUCUACUGCUAGUAAUUCCACUGCUGGCACUGCCUCAAGCACCAAUGAAAGAAAUGGUGGUGGGUGGGAUAGAAGAUGGACGGUGGCAACGGUGGCUUUCUGGAUAUCACCUUUACUUUUCAUAAUCCACAUGUUGUUCUUUCUCAUUUGAAAGAAUUAGAAUCCUUUGAAGUUGGAGAUAUAUGAACUCGAUGAACUUUGGCCAACUAAAUAGAAUUAAAAAAAAAAAAGAAUAAAGGUUUGGUUCAAUGAUUUUA
Molecule: messenger RNA, 764 nt
Organism: Neltuma alba
Lineage: Eukaryota; Viridiplantae; Streptophyta; Magnoliopsida; Fabales; Fabaceae
Product: protein YLS3
Exons: 3
Coding region: 68-658 (196 amino acids)
Source: RefSeq, a predicted model, not a curated record